Messenger RNA from Drosophila navojoa, 666 nucleotides. RefSeq names its product prolyl 4-hydroxylase subunit alpha-1. Gene Ontology annotation, cellular component: endoplasmic reticulum. Gene Ontology annotation, biological process: peptidyl-proline hydroxylation to 4-hydroxy-L-proline. Gene Ontology annotation, molecular function: procollagen-proline 4-dioxygenase activity; L-ascorbic acid binding; protein binding. Lineage: Eukaryota; Metazoa; Arthropoda; Insecta; Diptera; Drosophilidae. The record is from RefSeq and is a predicted model, not a curated record.
ACUACACCUUUCCUCAGGCUGGCCCCGUUUAAAAUGGAGGAAGUCAGUCUCGAUCCGUAUAUUGUCCUGUACCAUAAUGCCAUUUCCGACAGCGAGAUUGAGGAUAUGAAACAGCAAGCAAAAAACUUUACUAAUGGAUUCACAAGAAGCCCUUCACUGAAUGUAACUGCAAAGCCAAACAUUGUGGCACGAAUAGAUUGGAUUGAAAAAAUGACCCCAUUCACAGACCGUAUAAACGUACGCGUUACAGAUAUUACUGGCUUCGACGUCAAUGAAUUUAAAACACUGCAGAUCGCUAACUACGGCAUCGGCGGCCACUUUAUACCCCACUUCGACUACACGACGGCGGAUCGCUUAAGCAUGAAACACAUUUACGGAUUAGGCGAGCGUACGGCUACAGUAGUGUUCUACGCGAGCGAAGUACAGGGUGGUGCAACCGUCUUUCCCAACAUUCAAGUUACAGUCCAACCGCAGAAGGGUAGCGCCUUGCAUUGGUAUAAUCUAUUCGAUGACGACUCUCACAAUCCACUUACACUGCAUACUGUAUGUCCCGUGAUAUCCGGAUCUAGAUGGACAAUCAACAAAUUCAUACAUUCGGAUGCUCAGCUCUUUAGGAAGCCCUGUCUGGCCAGGAGGAUAUCUCAGCUAAAGAACUAAACGAAACAA